AUGUUUCCACUUGGCUCUCUGCGGAUUAUAUGUUCACCUCGGGCUGCGCGACACCCGCCCUGGACGAGGAAGCAUGGAGCGUCUCUUCCAAACGCUGCCACGUUAAGUCCCAGCAUGGCAGCCAGCUUCCACAGCAACAACCCUCCUUGGCACAACGGCGUGAACUUCAGAGAAUUUGGAAAAGUAGAAUUUUAUUACACUAAAACGGUCUUUUCAUCCAAAAGUUGCUGCACAAGUCAGAUUAAACCGCACUGCUGGAACUGUAAGCGACUUCUAGAGAAAACGUCCACAUUCUUCUGCAAGUCAUGCCAGGCAAUCCAACCCCCCGAGGAAGGAACCACCUACUUCAAAAUAAUGGACUGUGACUACACUUUCACACUGGACACCCACAAGCUGCAGACAAGAUACUUGCAGCUUCAGCGAUCUCUUCAUCCCGACAACUUCAGCCAGAAGUCUGUGAAAGAACAGGGAUUUUCAGAACACCAGUCUGCUCUCGUGAACAAAGCCUACACGACUCUGCUGAAGCCUCUGAGUCGAGGUCUCUAUAUGCUGGAGUUAGAAGGCGUGCCACUGGAGGAGGGCACCGACUCUCACGCGGAUUCAGACUUCCUGUUGGAGCUGAUGGAGGUCAAUGAAGCUCUUGAUGAAGCACAGACUCCAGAAGAAGCCAGUAAAAUUGGCCAAUGCAUGAAAGUAGUUUUUGGACAUGAAACAAGCUUAAGAAACGCUGCGGCUCCCUCCGGUAGAGCUGGUUAAAAGUUUAGACACGCUGACUCGAGAGGAAUGGACAAGGUGUGUCCUAAUUACUGCAGCUUUCUCCUGCUUUGUUCUCCACCACAGACGGUUCCCUCUAAACGUGGGCGGUGUCAGUUGUUUAUCAUCGUAGCGUGUGGUGACACAACCACCCUCUGUCUGUCUGUGUGUGUGUGUGUGUGUGUGUGUGUGUGUGUGUGUGUGUGUGUGUGU
Molecule: messenger RNA, 966 nt
Organism: Nothobranchius furzeri (turquoise killifish)
Lineage: Eukaryota; Metazoa; Chordata; Actinopteri; Cyprinodontiformes; Nothobranchiidae
Source: RefSeq, a predicted model, not a curated record